AUGGGGGGUGAACGAGAUUCAUUUACUGCUGUUGCUGUUGAACUUUUGUUUCUUCUACGAAGACGUCGAAAAAAAAUGGGGAGAAAAAAGACUGUUCGCCGAUCGAAGUGGGUCCGGCCCAUCUUUAUGCAAACCGAACGCGAAAACCAUGGUCAGUUCCACUCUUUGCUACGAAAGCUAGAAGACGGAGACAGCUAUCUACGAAUGUCUCCGGAAAGGUUUCAGCACCUUCACUUAAUGGUUGGUCCCAUAAUUGCCAAGAAAGACACAAAAAUGAGGAAGGCAAUAUCAUCUGAAGAACGACUUGUGGUGACCCUCAGGUACCUGGCGACUGGUGAUUCUCAGCAGUCUCAGUCCUUCAACUUCAGGAUUGGAAGGUCAACGGUGUCAGAAAUUAUCAGGGAGACCUGCAGUGCUAUCUGGGAGGCGCUCCAUAAGAACUAUCUUAAGUCACCCUCAACCCCUGACGAAUGGCAGGAAAUAGCCAAUGAUUUUGAGAGCUUGUGGGACUUCCCACAUUGUAUUGAAGCAGGAGAUGGGAAGCAUGUGGUCAUGGAAUGUACCAGAUGCGGCCACACCCAGGAAGAGGACUGACA
Nematostella vectensis (starlet sea anemone) is the source of this 596-nucleotide messenger RNA. RefSeq lists its product as uncharacterized. Bases 1 to 594 code for a protein of 197 amino acids. The record is from RefSeq and is a predicted model, not a curated record. The transcript has 3 exons. NCBI's taxonomy places the organism in Eukaryota, Metazoa, Cnidaria, Anthozoa, Actiniaria, Edwardsiidae.